Molecule: messenger RNA, 3426 nt
Organism: Prorocentrum cordatum
Lineage: Eukaryota; Dinophyceae; Prorocentrales; Prorocentraceae
Source: the annotation of a GenBank genome assembly
AUGCGGGCGCCGUAUAGGCUGACCUUCUUCUUCCGGCAAGCGCUGGAGGGCCUGUUUGACGAAGGCGCGGCGGCGCCGAGGGGCGCGGUGCUCGACGGCAUCUUGCUCGCCGUCGCUUCGAAGCACUUUCGCCUCGAGGACAUGUCCUUCUUCGAGCCGGCGCAGUGGUUGCGGGGCCACUCGUUCUCGCUCGACGGCGUCGUGAUCAAGCGCGCGAAGGGCGAGGCAGUGGGCCCCCUGGGCUCCGAAUGGCGGGCAGCCAGGCGCCACAACAAGGCGUUGUUCUACGCCCCUGGGACGGACUGGGGGCAGCCGCCCGACACGUGGCCCCCAGGGCACGUCCGGUUGUGGUGCGCCCCUAAGGCCACGGAGGACACCAUCAUCGCGCCCUUCCUCACGGACCUCACGGUGGAGGAGGGUUACAAGUACGCCCUGAAGACGGUGGACUGCGUUGCCAGCGAGCACUCUGAGAUCAUGGACUUGCACAACUACAUGAACAACCAGGUAGUCCACGCGAUCGGCAUGCGCCAGACCGCGAAGACGCAGGUAACGGACGUGCGGGAGGCCGUUAUCGGCAAGGCCGGCGGCGAGAAAGUUAAACACCAGCGGAGGAGACUCAAGAGACUCGCUGGCAACAUGUCCGGCCAGGCGUCCGACCUCGCAUCCGACAAGGUCGAUCUCAUGCACAUUGCCCUGGGCAUGCAGAUGAAGUGCCGCCGGGACAACGCCGAGCGCCAGGGCGUACUGAAGGCGUUCCGCAUGGCGGGCUGGCUGGCGCACAAGCCCACCUCUCUCGGGCUGGUCCCCCUCGUGGGCCCCGAGUGGCGGCAGCUCCCAUUGGGAAGCUCCCGCCUCUCGAACAGCCUCAUGGCGGACAGAGUGAACUACGUGCCCGUGAACGGCAAGCCCGUGAAACCCGAUUGGGGCGGGUUGCGGGCCCCCCGCGCCAGACAGCGGGCGGCAUACGCGCAGCAGAAGGGCAAGGGCAUCAGCGAGGCCCGGAAGCAGGAGCUCCUUCUGGACGGCGAGGAGGUCGACGGGUUCGUUUCUUACCUCGGCGGCUGGGGCGAGCGCCCCUUCGCGGACCACGAGGAAGCCUUGGCGGCUGUAGACAGCGACCCGUCGCUGGCCAAAGGCCCUUUACAACCCUUCGAGCCGCUCAGUCUGGCUGGCGUGAUCAGCGCGGAGGCCUUGGCUGAGGAGGCGGCUUUCCAGUCGCUGCACCCCCGCGUGAAGCAGGCCAUCCUGGCAGGGGGCGCCAUCGCCAAGAUGCCCAGGGUGACGAAGAGCUUUCGGGGCGUCGCGGCAGAGAAGCGGGUAGAGAAGGCCAUGGCGAAGAAGACCAAGGCGGCGGAGAAGAAAGCAGAGUGGCGCGCUGCCAUCGACGCUCUCGGCCUCGAGGCCGCCCGCAAGCAGCUUUGCGUGCCCGCCGUCGUGACCAAGGCGGCGAAAAAGACGAAGGAGCAGGCAGAGACGAAGGGCAAGAAGGGUGGCAAGGCGAACAUCAAGCGGAGGCAGUCCGUCAAGGGUAAGAAGGAAGCCGCGGCACGGAAGGGCGCCCGCGCAAAGGUAGCCGCUGUUUUCGCAGGGAACGUGGCGACGCUGGAGGAGAAGCUUAAGACGCUGCAGGCGCAGCUCCUCGGUGCGGGGCAGGAGGCCGAGUCGCAGAAGCAGGAGGCCAAGCAGGGGGGCGAGGCGCUUGCCGCGCCGCUGGAGGAGCAGCCCGCGGCCGCCGCGGCGGCCGAGAGAAAACGCUUGCGGGUGCACGCGGGCAACCUCGCAGUGCGCACGUUGCAGCUCCAGGGCUUGCACCGCCAGCUGCAGGACCAGCAGCUGGAGUUGGAAAACGCAAGCAAGUUUGGCCAGAAGGCCCUCGGCCAGGUGAAGCGGAAGGCCACCGCCGCCAUGCUGGCGGCCCAGAGAGUCCUGGCCAAGAAGCCCAGGACGGGCGAGGUGGGAGAGGGCGCAGGCGUCGGCGGCGCCGCGAGUUUGCCGCUCCCGCCGCCCGCGGAGCCGCCCGAGGCUGCGCGCCGCGCGGGCGAUGCCAGCGCGCCUGGGGCCGACGAUUGGCUCGGCGUGUCGGCGCCCGCGCGGCCCGUAGCCGAAGUGGCGGCCGACCCAGUUGCGCGCGCAGAGGCGACUGGCGCAUCGGGGGCAGGCGGGCCCGUUUGGGGCGCGGCAGCGGCGCCCAGCGUUUCACCGCGCGGUGACGAGCAGGGCGCCGAGGGGCUGGCCCCUGCAGCCGCGCCAGUCCCAGUUACCUGUGCGACGGAGCAGCCGCGGCCGCAGGGCGCGGCAGCGCCGCCCGCGCAGUCGGCGCAUCCACCCAGCGCGUCCUCGCUCGGAAGCGCCCCAGCAGCCGUGUUGACGGGGUUGGUGCAGUUGGACUGCGACAAGGCUAUCGCGCGCGACUUGACGCUCGCCGCGCGGCACCCCCGCGGACUGUGGGGCCUCCUGGAGUCGACGAAGGGCACGUCGGCGUGGAUUUACCUAUUCACCGCAGAGGCCCCAGCCGCGGGCGCAAACAGGAAGAUGGUUCCAGCGUCGUGCCUGGCGCAAGUGGCAUCGCCUCCCGCGCAGCCGCGCCCCUGGAAGAAGAACGCUGGAUGGCUCGGGGCAGAGCAGAGGGCCCGCAUCAAGGAGACUUGGUGCCUCGAGGACGACGUGGGGGUGCCGAGCGAGAAGACGUUGCUCAGCGAGUCCCAGCUCGCCGUGGCGUGCGCAGAGGUCGGGUGGCGCAUCCUGCUCCCUCGCUGCCUCGUCGUGCCCCCUUACCUCUGCGGCUUGGCUGCCCACCACGUGGUCAACCACGCCGCCGUCAAGGACCGCGUGGCCUUCGCGCAGAGGGCGGUCCUCCUUUGCCUGCCCAUCAUCUGCUCCGGGCAUUGGACCCUCCUGGUCUUGCAGAGGGGCGGCGCGCCGAAGGGGUCCGAGAAGCCAGUGGACGUUGGCAAGAGGCCGCUGGACGAGGACAUGAAGGAGAAAGGGUGCGCGAAGUGCGGCACCGCAGGCUGCAUGCAUUGCGCCCCCGAGCACGCGGCCAGGUGGGCCGCUCGCUUGAGCGCGGAGGACGCGUUCUUUGACCCCUGCUAUUUCCUGUCCCCGCUGCCCGAGGCCACGUGGUGGGACAUUCGGUAUUACGACAGCCUGGAGGCGACGUCCCAUUCGUGCGCUCGGCUCGCGGCGGCGUUGCUGGAGGCGCUCCAGCCCGCAGGGGUGCGGAACCCCAUGACGGCGGAGGAGCUGAGGAAGGCAAGAAGGAACACCGCCUACCAGCAGGACGCGACGUCUUGCGGGUACUGGGCCGCGCACUACGUGGAGACGGAGUUCAGGCGCCACGCUGGCGAGGGAGACUUCGCGGUUCCGUUUGCGCGGGGCCGUCGGGUGGAGUUGGCGGGUGCGUUGAUCAAGAGAUUCCAGGAGUGA